Messenger RNA from Soboliphyme baturini, 999 nucleotides. NCBI's taxonomy places the organism in Eukaryota, Metazoa, Nematoda, Enoplea, Dioctophymatida, Soboliphymatidae. The record is from the annotation of a GenBank genome assembly.
AUGUCCGCUUCUUUCCGGGGUGGAGACAACAGCCAGAGCUCUCCGCGUGCCCAACUGCGUGGUGGAGGUCUGCAGUGCUCCCCGUUGCUGCCGUACACGUUCACAUUCUCAUCGACGUCACCGUCGACCGUCGUGUCGUCGUCUCUUGCCAAUUGCAGCCCUCGCCGCCGUCGUCGUCCUCGGUCGUCGUCGUCAUCUCAGGUCAGCCGACGAACGACCAACAAGCUGCUGCGUCGUCGAGGAACGUCGCCGUCGCCUUCGCAAUUGUCGAACGUCGUCGCCGCCGCUGCCGCCGAGGUCGAAGCUGCCGUCGCUGAGGUGGACGCCGCUGCCGCUGCCUCUGCCUCUGCCUCUGCUGCUGCCGCUGUCGCAGUCGCCCCUGACGUCGACGAGCCGGUCAUCGUUGAUGUUCGUCGUUGCCGCCGUCGAGCCGCGCCGCUUCCGCCGCAACAGUACUCGCAGCCGCAACCGCUGUCUCAACCUCAGCUGCAACCUCAGUUUCAGUCUCAGCCGCAGCUCGAGCUACAGACCCAGUCGGAGCUGCCGCCGCAGCCUCACUUCGAAUUUGAACCUGAGCCUCAAUCGCAACCUCAUCAGCUUUAUCAACUGCGCCAACCGCGGCAAUCUCCUCCACCUGCUGUUCAACAUCAACCUCCUCAGCCUCGUCGUCCUCAGCAGCAGCGCCUGCGCUCACCAGCGUUGCGUUCGAUGUUCCCCAUCCGGUGUGUGGUCGAAACGGUGGCCGACGGCCAGUGUACGAAGUGCAGCGAAGGCGGCACGGUCAUCGUCGACUCCUAUGCCAUCGUGUCCGGUCAGACGCCGCUGUCGCAGUUGGUCGAGACGGUGUUGGCUGCCCUUGGUUUGCAGCACCUGUCCUAUGGCGCUAGAGCGUCAUUCAUUCAUUCGUUCCACCCGUUCGUCACUCCAUCACUCAAGACGUUCCUUGACCUCCGCCCUGAACCCCUGUGCCCGUUCUUUUCGCGCACGAGCCGUACUUAA